This is a messenger RNA of Seminavis robusta, 442 nucleotides long. The record is from the annotation of a GenBank genome assembly. Lineage: Eukaryota; Bacillariophyta; Bacillariophyceae; Naviculales; Naviculaceae.
AGCAGGUUGUUGACCAUAUGAAGGAUAUCCAGUGGCAUAGUAUGGAUCCGGAUCAGGGUAUCGGGACUGAUAUGGCUGAUGAUGAUAUCGCUGCGGGGGAUAGGAAUGCUGAGCUGGAUACGACGAAGCUGCAUACUGUGGACACGGCUGUGGUGCUGGAUACUGAUGACCAUGCGGCACGGCAACAACAUUUGGAGGAGCAUCAUUCAAUGGUGGCCCGGCAACGGGAGGUGGCUUCUGCUGUUGCAAUUGGCGCUCCUUCUCUGCCAAUAGCGCACGGAGACUUUCGAUUUCAUCAUUCGAGUUGACAGCAGUGGACGACGAUCGAGCAGCAGGUUUGGAAUCCUCCAUUUGGACAUCCUUCACAUUUUGUCGCUGCAUGACUUUUCCAAGUUUGAUUGCAUUGAGCUGAUUGCCGACGCGCUCAUUGGUCAGUUCAUUG